GCUACGGCCACCGCAGUGUCCCCAGGGGACCGAAACCAGGGCGGGGUCUCGGUCCCUCCGCGGAAGGAGGGAGCUGGUCCGUACGAGGCAGACUCACCGCCCCUCGCCGCGCUCUCCGAGCCAUGGCGCCGGCCCUGUGGCGGGCCUGUAACGGGCUCAUGGCCGCCUUCUUCGCGCUGGCGGCCUUCGUGCAGGUAAAUGACCCAGAUGCAGAGCUGUGGGUGGUGGUGUACACAAUCCCUGCAGUACUGACCCUGCUUGUUGGACUUAACCCUCAAGUCACAGGUAAUGUUAUUUGGAAAAGUAUCUCUGCAAUACACAUACUCUUUUGUAUGGUGUGGGCUGUUGGCUUGGCAUCCUACCUCUCGCGUCAUACACAACAGAACAUCUUACAUGAGGAAGAAGGCAGGGAGCUGUCUGGUCUGGUGAUUAUUACAGCAUGGAUUAUCCUGUGCCACAGUUCCUCAAAGAAUCCAGUUGGUGGAAGAAUUCAGUUGGCUAUUGCCAUUGUAAUCACACUUUUCCCAUUUAUCUCAUGGGUCUACAUAUAUAUUAACAAGGAAAUGCGGUCCUCCUGGCCAACUCAUUGCAAGACAGUAAUUUAAAUAAAUUCAAGAACUUCGUUUUUAAAAUGAAUAUUUUCAAUCAAUUUUUUAUAAACAUUAGGGGAAAAAGCCAGGAGUUUAUUUCAGAUAAUUUGGGCUAAUAAGAGUUUUUUAAAACUCCAUACAACUUUUUAAGGGUGCAUAUAAUUCAAUAUAAGAUUGGAUGGGAUAAGUAAGAGAUGGUCUGAUAUUUUCUGGAAGACUUUCUGCAGGGUCUUGUGUCAUAAUGUAGUGGAAAAGGCUAGAGAAUAGAAGUUUAAAAAUACAAGUUCUAACUCAACUUUGUAACUAUGUAAUUUGGGCAAAUAUAUAAACCUCCUGGUGGAUAUUUAUCUAUAAAAUAGGAUUAAUGCCAGAUCUACUUACUUAUACAGUAGCAAGGAUCAAUCUAGAUAAUGUAAGAACACUGAAGAUAUAAAGUGUUCAGAAAGAUUACAGAGGGCUGCCCAAGAUUAAAAUAGAGGGGAGCAGGGAUUGGGUAAUACACUGAAAUAGAGGUUCAAGAGAGGGCUAUACCCCGAUCUUUUUUUUUUAAGACAGUCUCACUCUGUCGCCCAGGCUGGAGUGCAGUGGCAUGAUCAUAGCUCACUGCAGUCCUGACCGCCCAGGGCUCAGGUGAUCCUCCUACCUCAGCCUCCCAAGAAGCUAGGACUACAAGUGUGCACCACCAUGCCCGGCUAAUUUUUUUUUAAUUUUUUGUAGAGACAGGGUUUCGCCAUGUUGUCCAGGCUGGUCUUGAAUUCCUGAGUUCAAGUGAUCUGUCCACCUCGGCCUCCCAAAGUGCUGGGAUUACAGGUGUGAGCCACCAUGCCCAGUCCAGCCCAAAUUAAUCUUAUCCAGAGCUGGCAUAGUGCAGUGAACUAAAGGAGAACUCUAGGUGAAUCAAAUGAGCAGGCAUGUCUUGGAAAGAGAGGGAAGCUGGAUAGAAUAAAGGAAUUAGGGACCAAACAAGAAGGAAAUAGGGAAUAUAACUACAUUCUAAAUGAGAAAUAAGGUCAAAAUCUAUACACAUCCUUUAUAAAUGGAUGUCCAAAAUAACCCAAGGGAGGAGAGCUUUUUUUUUUUAUUUCCAUUUUCAUUUAAAAAUGGAUACUUGAUUAUUAGAAAACUUAUAAUUGUGUUUGGAACAACUUGAGUAUUUGAAUCUAAUUUUCCAAUUGCAGAUUUUAUGUUACCUAAAUACAGAUAAAGUAUUUCCAAUGAAAAUUUAGUGUCCAAAUGAGUGGGGCUAUAAAUGUAAAAUACACUGGAUUUUAAAGACAUGGUAGAAAAAGAAUGUAAAAUUUUUUUGUAUUGAUUACAUGUUGAAACAAUAUUUUGGCUAUAUUGGGUUAAAUAUACUAUUAAAGUUGAUUUUAUCUGUUUCUGUUUACUUUUAUUUACGUGGCUUACAUUGCAUUUCUGUUGGACAGUCCUGUAUUUAAGUAUCUAGAUGGCAACUUUUUACAUACGCAAGCAUCAAAUUCUGGUCAGAUACUGUUUUGUCUGAUGUGGGAAAGAGAGAUCUGGGAAAUACUUCGCUCAAAAAGAACGAGUAGUACCUUCCACAGGUUAGGAGAGUGUAAAUGAGUCUGGUAGUUUGUCUAUUUUUAUUGUCUUUAUUACUAUAGUAAGUAUUCUAUAAAUAUCUGUUAAAGGAGGUAUGUGUAUUUUGUUUUUAUUAUUGGCACAGUGGCCACUGAAUGGUGGGAAAUUCUCUAAAAUUAAGACUUGAAUUGAGUAAAAAGGGAGAAAACAAAUCUAGUUGAUAUUAAAAGUCAAAGUGAAACUUAAGGGUCAGUAAAAUACAGGUAAAGGAUUUGAGUUUUCCAGUGUACAUUUUGCUUACAUAUUUGUGGCUUUUAUACCUCCUUUAGUAUUAAUUAACUACUGAAGUCACAUGC
Messenger RNA from Nomascus leucogenys (northern white-cheeked gibbon), 2488 nucleotides. RefSeq names its product transmembrane protein 220 (gene TMEM220). The record is from RefSeq and is a predicted model, not a curated record. Lineage: Eukaryota; Metazoa; Chordata; Mammalia; Primates; Hylobatidae.